Molecule: messenger RNA, 573 nt
Organism: Cajanus cajan (pigeon pea)
Lineage: Eukaryota; Viridiplantae; Streptophyta; Magnoliopsida; Fabales; Fabaceae
Cellular component (GO): oligosaccharyltransferase complex
Source: RefSeq, a predicted model, not a curated record
GGGCUUGUUGCAAGUGUAAGGUGCGCUGAAAGCCGCUGACGUUGAAAUAUAGAGUCUGGAUUCUGAUUUGCGAGUCAGCGAAGAGAGGGGUUUGCAUUUGCACUCUGCACUUUGCUUAGCAGUUGAAGAUCCGGUGUUGCAAUCUCUGCAUUCUGUAAUGGCUCCAAAAGCAAUAACGAGUCCGGUCCCCGAUGCGUGGUACCCUGCACUCUCCGUCCUCACUCUCGUCAUCGGCCUCCUCUUAACCGCCUCUUUCUUCAUUUAUGAAGCAACCUCUUCUAGGAAAAGUCGUUCACUUGCUCAGGAGCUGAUAACUGGAGCAGUGGCGUCAGUGUUCUUGGGUUUUGGAUCCUUGUUCCUCCUACUUGCUUGUGGCGUUUAUGUCUAAUUAAACAUUGAAUUCGAUGAAAAUUUUGCUAAGCAAAUAGCUUAAAUGAAAAAAUUUCUUUGGACAUUUUAGUUUGAUAUCUGACUAAAGUUAUGUUCUUAAUCUAUUAAUAACAAUGUUGGUUGUGUGUAAUGCUCCAGAAGAUUGUGAUAUCUGAUAUAGUUUUACAGUUUGAUUCUGGGGUA